UAAGGAUUUACUUGUAUUGUAUAUAUAAGGGAUGUGUCAUUCUCUCUAUCAUCCCUCAUCUGCUAGUCGUUCCCCCAGCAUGGCUAGGAGCCUUGUGUUAAUUUUCCUAGCUUUCUUUUCCUUCUUCUCAGCAUAUGCAGAUGUCUUUCUAAGCAUUGAUUGUGGAGCCUCCGAUUCCUAUACUGAUGAAAAUUCAAUCGUAUGGAUGGGAGAUGACACUCUCAUCCAAAACGGCAAGUCUCAAGUGGUUCAAACUACUAGUGGACUAUCUCAUGUAAUGACCACUCUCAGGGUUUUCACAUCAAGAAAAAAGAAUUGUUAUUCUGUGGAAGUCGAUAAGGGUGGACAGGUUCUGGUUCGCGCAAGCUUCUUCUACGGAAAUUAUGACAAAAAAUCUGCUCCCCCUACGUUUGAUCUGCAUUUUGAUGGCAACUAUUGGGUCACAGUUCAGACAUCACUUGACCAACUUGUGUCUUAUGAAGUAGCGUACGUUGUCAAGGGUGAUUAUGUCAGUGUCUGCCUUGCCCAAACACACCCUAACCAGUUUCCAUUUAUAUCUGCACUUGAGGUUCGGAGCUUAGGCUCCAACACUUAUGGAAAAGUUGAUUCAAACUAUGCCUUGCAUUUGACAUCAAGGGUUGCUUAUGGAGCCAAGGGAAUUGUCAGAUUCGCAGACGAUAUCUAUGAUCGGAUUUGGGUUCCAGCACAAGUUGGCAGUGGAUUAACUGUGGUUACGAGCGAUGCAAUAAUCAUUAGCACUAAUGUAGAUGAUAAUCCACCACAAGCAGUGUUGCAGAAUGCUAUAACCACACCAAGCACAUCUGACAAGAUCAUUUUAGGCACUGGUCUCCCAGAUAAGGAGGUUCCCAUAUACAUUAACAUGUACUUCUCUGAAGUGACUCAGCUUGAUACAACCCAGAACAGGUCCUUCGAGACUUAUAUAGAUAACAAGCUUGUUAGUUCAGAAGCUAUUAUCCCCCCUUAUGGAGGAGUGUACGAGAGGAUAAUUAGUAACACUACUGCAUCUGCCAACACAUCGUUUUCUCUUGCUGCCACUCCUGAUUCUACUCUUCCUCCUCUCAUUAAUGCCAUGGAAGUCUUCUACAUUAGUGGUCCAAUGACAGAUGGAACCAAUAGUAAUGAUGUGGAUGGGUUGGCUGCAUUGCAAACUGCAUUCAGUACAUUGCAGGACUGGUCUGGUGAUCCGUGUCUUCCAUCCCCAUACACUUGGGACUGGGUGAAUUGCAGUAAUGAUGAUAUUCCUCGCGUUACAGCCUUGUAUAUUAAUGGCUAUGAUCUCUCAGGGACACUUCCAGAUUUCAGUUCCAUGGAUGCUCUUGAAACAAUAGAUUUACACAAUAACAGCAUAGAAGGACCUAUUCCUGAUUUCCUUGGCACCAUGCCUAACCUCAAAGAAUUGAAUCUGGCAAAUAAUGCAUUCAGUGGACCAAUACCUGCUUCCAUAUCAAAGAAUAACAAGUUGAAAUUAAUGGUAUCAGGCAAUCCGGACUUGUGCGUCUCCGGCAAGUCAUGUCAGACAACUAGCACCGCAGGGACUGACGGGACCUCAUCAGCAACUCCUUCGGGCCGCAGCAAGAAGAGUAGCAAACUUCCUGUAAUUCUUGGAUCCACAAUCCCAACAUUCCUUGUUUUCUGGGCUAUUGUGGGAGUUCUAACUGUAUUGCACCAGAAAAGAAAAAGAGCAGCCAUCGCUGCAGCAACCACAGGACAUGCUGGUGGUGCCUAUGGGCCUAACGGUACACAGCCGCAAGCACAAGGUGCACAAAACAAUUCGAUAAUGGAGAAAAUCGGUGAAGCUUUGGUAAAUGAGAUCAAGGUGACCAUCCAGGAUGAAAUAACUUCAGAGAUUAGUGAUCAGUUAAAUCCACAGGCACAGCAGCAGCAAGGAAACUAAGUUAAUUGGGAGACAAGGGAUUAUCAAGUCUCUUUCCUUCUUCCCUUCAAAUCAUUUGUGAUAAAAAAAAAAAAAAAAAUUCUAAUUUCAUUCAGUUUUUUCAUGUAAUUUACAAGUCCUCAGU
Molecule: messenger RNA, 2039 nt
Organism: Hevea brasiliensis (rubber tree)
Lineage: Eukaryota; Viridiplantae; Streptophyta; Magnoliopsida; Malpighiales; Euphorbiaceae
Exons: 9
Coding region: 32-1915 (627 amino acids)
Molecular function (GO): protein binding
Source: RefSeq, a predicted model, not a curated record